Messenger RNA from Pichia membranifaciens NRRL Y-2026, 783 nucleotides. RefSeq lists its product as hypothetical. The coding region runs from base 1 to 783 and encodes 260 amino acids. Gene Ontology annotation, molecular function: DNA-binding transcription factor activity, RNA polymerase II-specific; RNA polymerase II cis-regulatory region sequence-specific DNA binding. The record is from RefSeq and is a predicted model, not a curated record. Gene Ontology annotation, cellular component: transcription regulator complex. Gene Ontology annotation, biological process: positive regulation of cellular response to amino acid starvation. The transcript has a single exon. Lineage: Eukaryota; Fungi; Ascomycota; Pichiomycetes; Pichiales; Pichiaceae.
AUGUUGCUCGGAGAAAAUAUGUUUUCUACUUUCACAUCGUUGGAUGCUGGUUCCGACAACGUCGCCAACUCUGGUGACUUCAUGUUGAAUGAAGUUCCCAAGCAAGAAAGCAACGAUUUGUUGCUGGACAGCUUGGACUUCAACAUCAUGAACGAAAACUUGAUUGACGGGUUCCAGAACACCACUGAUUCUGCUCCUGAAGAUAAGAUGACUCCAUUUGUUGUUGACACCAAAGUUUUCGAGUCUGUUUUCAAAAACUCGGAGGAUCCUUUGCUCGAUGAUAUUGACAGCAUCGAUAUUGCCGACGGUGAUCUCAAAGAGAUGUUUGAAAUGGUUGAUUCAGAAAUCAACAAUGAUGUUGUUAUCAAGCAAGAGGAGCAGGAUGAUUCUGAAGUCAGAUCGAAAUCAACUUCUGCUCUCAUGUCUUCGAGAUCCUCUUCUGCAUCUGCGUCUGCAUCCCCGAUGUCUUCUACUUCUUGCAAGAGAUCUUUUUCUACUGCUUGCUUGGAAGACUCCGAGGCUGAAUCUUUAAAGAAGGACAGCUUGGGUUGCACACCUUACACGAGGAAGCAAAGAAACAACCCUCUGCCUCCAGUCGUCCCUAAGGGUGGGGAUGUCGCCUCCAUGAAGAGGGCUAGAAACACCGAAGCUGCAAGAAGAUCAAGAGCUAGAAAGAUGGAGAGAAUGUCUCAACUAGAAGACAAAUGCAACGAUCUGUUGAAGGAAAACAAUGAUUUAAAGGCACAAGUUCAAGCCUUGAAGCAGUUGUUAGGCCAACAGUAG